AUGCGCAAACUCGCGACGAUGUUGAUCCCGUCAUUGCCUCGGGUGUGGGCGUUGAACGGGUCCGCUGACAGCCCCUACCUUGCGCUGGAGCUCACCGUGACCGCGGCCGACUGGGACCAGCUGGUCCCAGGGGGCCAGUACCGAGCCGCGGUCAGGGCCACCAGCGAGCUCGGCCCCUCGGCCUGGUCGGAGUGGUCCACGGCCUCGGGGCUGGCCCCGCACGGCUACUGCCUGUCGCCCCCCGCGCGGCCGCAGCCGCCCAGGCGGAACCCGGCGUACUCGGCCGCGCCGGGCCAGAUCCGGCUGGCUUGGGAUGCGGUGGCGUCGCCGGCCGAAGCGGGCGGCGACGACCCGUUGCAGGAACCCGCCGUCCUCGGCCGCGGCUGCGGCUGCUGA
This is a messenger RNA of Prorocentrum cordatum, 396 nucleotides long. Lineage: Eukaryota; Dinophyceae; Prorocentrales; Prorocentraceae. The record is from the annotation of a GenBank genome assembly.